Molecule: messenger RNA, 2028 nt
Organism: Cladocopium goreaui
Lineage: Eukaryota; Dinophyceae; Suessiales; Symbiodiniaceae
Source: the annotation of a GenBank genome assembly
AUGGACUGCCGCCCCCUGGUUUGGGCCCAUCGUGGUGCUUCGAAAAUCUGCCCAGAGAACACGCUGUCAGCAUUUCGUGCCGCCCUCGAAGCUGGUGCUGAUGGCGUGGAACUCGAUGUGCACCUGUCUGCUGAUGACCAUGUGGUGGUGAUCCAUGAUGCUACCCUGGACCGAACCACCACUGGUUCUGGCUAUGUCAGGGACAUGACCUUGGAGCAGUUGAAGUUGGUGGAUGCCGGCAGCAAGCACUCUGCAGUCUUUGCACAUGAACGAAUACCCACCCUGGAGGAGGUCUUGAAACUCAUCACCACCCUGGAGAAGAAAUUGCUUAUAGAACUGAAGGGCCCCUUUUCAGGCUUACCUGACAGAACAGCAAUGCUGCUGAAGCCACUGCUUGGCAAGAAGCAGCCAGCUUACCCCGAGCUGCCAAGAUUGGUAGCGGAGAUUUUAAGGCCAUACUUGCGUCAGGUGCAGGAUGGGCAAAUUGUUGUCCAAUCUUUCUACAUCCCAUAUCUUCAAGAGUUGCGAUCCCUUGUGCCAGAUUUGCAGCUGAUGUAUCUGACACUGUCUUCUGGCAGUGGCUGGUGGCAGCGAGAAGAUCUGCAGACGGUUCCCCUGAGUUUCUCAGGGGUCUCAGUCCGACAUGCUGCCUUGACACCAGAUGCUGUGAAGGUGUUGCGUGAAGUCCAGGGCCGGGUUUUUGCCUGGACGGUUGACUCAGAAAGCCGCCUCGGUGAGAUAAUGGACUUCCCUGUGGAUGGGAUUAUCACCAAUUGCCCAGAGAGGGCGCUGGCCUUGCUGACAGGCAAUGCACAUGCUGGCUACCGCAGCUGUGACAAGAUAGCUGCGCCGGAGCACAGGAGCUGCCACGAAGAGGCGCCCGUGCAAUGUGCGUCGGUAGCUAGUCAUCCAAGUGUGCACUCUCUUUUUGUUCCAGAUCUACAGCGGCGCAUCCUAGCAGCGCUACCCCGUGAUGGGAUUAAAGCCUGGCACAGCGCCGUACAUGUUUGGAGGCAAGCUGCUAAAGAGUAUGUUACAGAUGUUCUUCGCGCACCAUGGUGGCUGUUGGAUGCCGAUGGACACUCUGCCCUAGCAGAGGUGUUCACGUGGUGUCCUCCCAGCUGCUUAUUACGAAGCGCCUGCGUUUGUCAUGCGUGGCGAAGAGCAGGAGAGAGCCGGGAAGCCUGGCGAUCCCUUCGGCUCAGCUUCGGUUGGGGCGCCGACUUCGAGAUGCGCUGCUUGCUCCGCUCCCUGCGACGCUUGGGGCUCCGUCAUGGGCUCACCGAGCUGCCGGAGGCGAGACCCCCGAGCCCAUUGGCCUCUACACCUUCCAGUCCUGGGACUCCGGCCAUGGGACCUUCCCGAAGGUUGUCUCCAAGCUUGGAUGAGGGCUACCGUUUUGCUUCACCGCCACCAAGCCCUCAGGGCAAAGGCGUCCACCUGCAGUCGCAGCUGGUCCUUUGCCGCCACCAAUUGCCCAAGUCGGAACUGUGGCUGCUGCAGCCUCAGAACAGCCGCUGCCACGACUCCGCGCGCCGAGCCUUGAGCAAUGUCCUGGCAGCCCAGCUGGAGCUGCUGGUGGGCAAAGCAGUGCUGGAACUGAAUGCAGGUGCCGGCCUGGUAGGUUUGGGCUUCGCCCCGUACUGCAAAACCAUGACCAUCACGGCCCCUGACGACCUCAGCUGCCGUCUGCUGCGCCUCAAUGCCUCGCUGUUUUGCAGACGGAGCAGCAAGAGCCGCCAGGUGGCAACAGCCACAGGGCCCAACAAUCUGCAAGUGCCAGUGUACGUCUACAUGCUACCCACCACUCUCGGUGGGGCUAAAGCGUUGGCGCGGCAAUGGCAAUGGGACAGUGGCAGCGCCAUGCGAGCUUUGAAGCCGUCAUUGCUGGCACCAUCUUUUGAUCUGGUGCUGAAUGCUGGUCAGCCCAUUGAUCCGCAGGGUCUAGAGAUGUGCAACGAGCUGAUGGCACCAGGAGGCCUUUUGAUAACAGUGCCAUGGCAAAGGCAACAACUGGACAUAACUUGA